This is a messenger RNA of Scomber japonicus (chub mackerel), 4851 nucleotides long. RefSeq names its product SEC63 homolog, protein translocation regulator (gene sec63). Gene Ontology annotation, cellular component: Sec62/Sec63 complex. The record is from RefSeq and is a predicted model, not a curated record. Gene Ontology annotation, molecular function: transmembrane protein transporter activity; RNA binding. The transcript is spliced from 20 exons. Gene Ontology annotation, biological process: post-translational protein targeting to endoplasmic reticulum membrane; SRP-dependent cotranslational protein targeting to membrane. The coding region runs from base 90 to 2369 and encodes 759 amino acids. NCBI's taxonomy places the organism in Eukaryota, Metazoa, Chordata, Actinopteri, Scombriformes, Scombridae.
UAGCUCACGGUCUGACAAGUCGCACACAUUGGGCCAGAAGGGGGUAGCGCGGCGGCGGAGAAGAAGGGCGACCUAAGCGCCGCUACGAAAUGGCCGGGCAACAGUUCCAGUACGAUGACAGCGGCAAUACCUUUUUCUAUUUCCUAACGUCCUUCGUCGGACUUAUUGUGAUCCCAGCCACAUAUUACCUCUGGCCCCGGGAUCAGAAUGCUGAACAACUGCGUCUGAAAAGCCUGCGGAGGGUCCAUGGCAGGUGUCUGUGGUACCGGCUCAGGCUGAUGAAGUCACAGCAGAGCAUAGUCCCAACACUAAAGAAAGCAGCCUUGUUAUUUGGAUGGGCUGUGUUCCUGCUGCUAGCCUACAAGGUGUCCAAGCUGGACAGAGAGUACCAGGAGUAUAAUCCUUAUGAAGUCCUCAACUUGGACCCGGGCGCAUCGCUGUCAGAAAUCAAGAAGCAAUACCGUGUACUGUCACUCAAAUACCACCCUGACAAAGGUGGUGAUGAGGCCACAUUCAUGAGAAUUGCCAAAGCUUAUGCUGCUCUGACCAAUGAACAAUCUCGGCUCAACUGGGAAGUAUACGGCAACCCAGAUGGUCCAGGAGCAACCAGCUUUGGUAUUGCCCUGCCUGCAUGGAUUGUUGACCAGAAGAACUCAAUGCUGGUGCUGUUGGUGUACGGACUAGCCUUUAUGGUCAUCCUCCCUGUUGUUGUGGGCACGUGGUGGUAUCGCUCUAUCCGCUACAGUGGAGACCAGAUCCUCAUCAACACCACUCAGCUCUUUAUGCAUUUCAUGUAUAAAACGCCUAACAUGAACAUGAAACGGUUAGCCAUGGUUUUGACAGCAGCAUUUGAGUUUGACCCUCGCAGCAAUAAAGAAGCCACCAUACGGCCAACAGACAACAUUGAAGUACCACAGUUGAUCCGUGAGUUGGGUAACAUCAACGUGAAGAAGAAGGAGCCUCCAUUCUGCUACCCAUACAGUUUGAAGGCCAGGGUCUUGGUGCUAUCUCACCUUGCACGCAUGGAUGUAUCAGAGGAGUUGGAGGAAGAUCAGAGGUUUGUGGUAAGGAAAAGCCCAGCUCUCCUUCAGGAGAUGAUCAAUGUGGGCUGUCAGCUUACCAUGAUGGCCAACAGUCGAGGAGGUUUCCAUGCUCCUCGACUUGUAACCAUAGAGAAUUGUAUGAAGCUGACCCAGAUGAUAGUGCAGGGCCUGCAGGAGUCAAAGUCACCACUGCUGCAACUGCCCCACUUUGAGGAGGAGCAUCUCCGCUACUGCAUCUCUAAGAAGUACAAAGUUCGGAGCCUGCAGGACCUGGUGAGUCUCAAAGACUCAGACAGACGCAGUAUGCUGCGUUUCUUGGGGGAGGAGAAAUAUGAUGAGGUCAUGGGUGUGCUGAGCAGCUUCCCUCACAUCACCAUGGAUACCAAACUGCAGGUCCUUGAUGAUGAAGACAGCAAUAACAUCACAGCGGGCUCUAUCGUCACAGUUACUGUCACCUUAACCAGAAAACGGAUGGCGGAGGUGUUUGAAAAGGAGCAGGAAUCCACACAGUGUCCAGGAGAGGAGGCUGCCAACACAGAGGAAGCACAAGGAGACUCAAGUAAAGCCAAAACUAAAGUGUGGCAGAACAAGAGUAAAGGGGCUAAGAAGACAGCCAAGUCCAAGAAGAAAAAAUUAACCAAGAAGAAGGCCACUCCUGCACCUGCCAAAACCAAACAGGCCAAUGGCAACGUGGCAGGAAAUGAAGUCGUAGCAGCAUCUGCAGCAGCAGCAGCAGCAAAGGAGGAAGAAGAUGAGGCCUCAGACAAAGGCAGUGAGUCAGACGAGGGCGAGGCCAACAAGGACUCUCCCAGCGAGAGAGACGAAGACAGCGACAAACAAAGUGACACAGAGGUGGAUGAGAUGGCUGGUGAUGAUGAGGAGGAAUGGGAGGCGUUACAGCAAAGCAUCCAGCGGCGAGAACGGGCCCUGCUAGAGACCAAGUCAAAGGUGACGCACCCUGUCUACAGCCUCUAUUUCCCCGAGGAGAAGCAGGAGUGGUGGUGGCUCUACAUAGCUGACCGCCGAGAUCAGACCCUUGUCUCUAUGCCCUACCAUGUCUGCACACUAAAAGACACAGAAGAGGUGGAGCUGAAGUUUCCCGCCCCCUCCAAAACAGGCAACUACCAAUAUUCUGUCAUCCUCCGCUCUGAUUCCUACCUGGGACUGGACCAGAUCAAACCACUCAAGCUGGAGGUCCAUGAGGCUAAGGCCAUGUUGGACAACCACCCACAGUGGGACAUCCCCGACACAGAGGAGGAGGACGAGGAGCAGGAGGACAGCGACGGCAUCGAGGAGAGUGAAGACGACGACGAGGACAACGACUGAAUGCGGAAACACACACAUACAUACACACACACACACACACACGCUCACUGCCCCCAAUGGACAGGCCACCCACCUACUCCUGACCCCACAACAGCACUCAAGAGCAGCGAGCUAGGAACAGCCAAGCCACACCUGCCACACACACACACACACAUAGACACACAUAUAGAAUCACAGGAGACGGUUAAUACACACCUAGCCCUGCUCCUCUUCCACCAUUUUACCUUUACAAUGACAUGAACUGUGACCCCUGCCCCUCCACUUCCCUUUUCUACAGAGACUUUUCAUUUUCCGCUGCUUGCGGAAGAGAAUUCUGUGAAUACUUACCCAGGCCCGUGUGCAUGUGUGUGUGUGUGCGCGUGCGCAUGUGAGAAUGUGUGUGUUUGCAAGUGUUUGUACAGGUAUGAACGAUUGACACACUGUGGACUGGAGGACCUAUUAUCUGGGCUCUUUUUCUUCUUUUUCUCAAGGGGAGAAGGGGAUCUGUAACAGCUAAUUCCGUUUGCAAAAUUAACAAACACAUGACCUCCACACGGAUAUCAUGACAUCGCUCUCGCUCCUAAUUUUAACAUCACUCAGCACCGAUGUUUACCCACACCAAUGAUACUUUCUAUUGUACACUUAAACUGCAGAAGUGUGAGCUUUAGCCCUGUUUGUCGGGGAUCACAGUCCGAGUCAACCGUUGGGACGUUCGCUCCUUUCAGCGCAACGGGGAGGGGGCACAGUUGAGUCUCAUCAAUUUUUAUUUUUCCAGCCGGUCACUUGUAUGUCCUUAUACUCUGUAUACUGAAGAAGAAGAUGAUGAUAAUGAUGAUGAUGUUGAUGAUGAUGAUAGUAAAUCCAGAGAUGGAUACUGAUCUCCAGUCAGUUCUGUUAACAAUGCCUAUUCUGCCCCUUUGAUCCACGUCAAACUUUAUUUUUCUGAAAGAGACAGCUGUUGGUUGAUAGCAGGUGGAUCUUGAAAUGAAUAACCCUAACCCAAGUAUAAUGGGAAGGGGGGGAGAAAAUGACAAAACUUGCAGUGUUAAGAUUUGUUUGAAUUAUUAGUACUCUUCUUGUCCAUAUUCUUCAUAAAUGUGAGUUUUUCAGUCUUUAAAGGGGCUCAGACAUAUAUAUAAACAAACAAACAAACAAACAUACUCGUGGCUUUUCAGAAAAGUGACUUCCUUUCUCUUCAUCUUUUUUUUUUUUAAACAAUUGUAGCACAUUCCAGUCUAUACUCAUUGUCCGAAAAGGCCUUAUGAAUACAACUGAAAUACCACAACAUACAAGUCCAUGGGUGCUAUGCACCUGUGGAUAUAGGGAGAGCAGAUAAAAAAACUUUAAUUUCUUUGUGUUUGUAAAGAUCUACAGUGUUUUUCUUUUUGUUUCAGUUUAGUUUUAGUCUCUUCAUAGUAACCUACUAGCUCCUCAGUCUCGGGAUACAUAUCACUGAUAUAUUGCCACGACAAAAGCCUCUGAGUACAGUUUUUGUCUGCUUAAAGAGGGUUAGCGGUCAUAUGGGAAAUGUGACUGAUGGGCUUUUAGCCUUGGGACCCUGUGUUAAUGGGAUUAGAGUAUGAGGUCGCUGACACAAACGGCACUUGUGAUCUAAAAAGUGUCUUGAACAAAAAAGAAAACCCCAUCGAAAGUAACCUGUAGUGUAAGACUAAGCAUAUUCUGUCCAGCACCUUUUCUCUUUAGUUAUAUGUGCAGAACAAGCUUAGUUUUUUUUAAAUUACAAAUGCUAUUUCAAUAAAUGUUCUUUUUUAAUUUUUCUGUCCGAGGAAUACAGAGCAGUUCUGACAAACCAAGAAGAGCCCCUCUCAUCUAAAUGUAGUUGUUUUUUUGUCUCAGUUAAGCGGUAGUUAUAACAAAUGUAACACGUACGUCUUGUUUUAUUCCAUUCUAACCCUGAUUUGACAUCUGUUAGACUCAAGAAUGGGGGGAAAAAAGAAAAUCAGAGCUUCUCUGUGGGCUCUUGCUAUGUUGAUGACUUUGCAGUUCAGUUUUUAAAAGAAAUCUUUCACCAUAGAUAUCCACAUUCUGAAUUUUUUAAAUUAUGUUAUGGUAUGUACUUAGUGUGUCAUGUUAGUGAGGGGGAGAUAAAGGUUUGAAUAUCCGGCGGCAUGCUCUCCUCACACCACAUGCACGCAUUCACACAAACAAAACUCACAUGCGUGCACUAUACCCUCCUAUAAUUGUGUUCAAAGCAGGUGUAUGCUAACAGGUAAUAUUGAACUCUGAGUAUUUAUUGCUCUGCAAUAGAAUGUAGCAUCAGUGAUUUUACGCUGUGUGGGAAAGAAACUGCAGCGAGGUUAAAUACGACACCAUCUCUCCCAUGACAGACCUUGUCCAGGCGACUGGCGGGCAGGCCGCCUCAGUUUGGACAAACUACCCAAUGACUAUCUGCCACUUUUGUUUACAAAGGAACUGUCAUUGUAAAUGGAAAAAUAUAUUAUUUGUAUUUAAAAUCAUUUCAAAUAAAAACUUUUAAAUGAGA